Molecule: messenger RNA, 576 nt
Organism: Macadamia integrifolia
Lineage: Eukaryota; Viridiplantae; Streptophyta; Magnoliopsida; Proteales; Proteaceae
Exons: 1
Coding region: 100-360 (86 amino acids)
Source: RefSeq, a predicted model, not a curated record
GAGGUCUUCCUAGUCAUUCAUUUCAACUUCAUCUUCUGGGUUCAUUCCUUUUCCUCUUGAGAUUUACAGGUUAACAAAGCUUUGGGUGUAGAAUUAAAAAUGAUGAUGGAAAGCACCAUAGGAGAUAUCCUACUGAAGGUGGGGAUGUUCGCACUUAUUCAAGCCCUGGUCUACUUCAUCCUCUCCAAAUCGUCCUCCAUCUUCUCCAAAAACACCCCUCCUCGCUCCCUUACUUUCAGACCUGCUCGCUCUGUCAGCGUACGCCGAUUCUUGGCUGCUCUCUCCGACAUACCUGCCGGUGGUGAACCAUCACCUCUUCCCCGAGAAGAAAAUUCUGCUGCCGCGAAUAAAAGAUCUUAAUUCCAAUCACUUUCAACUGCUCUAUAUAUCAAUUUGGGAUUUGACGACUGGAAUUAGCUAUCAAUUAAUUGCUUUGUAUUACUUUGAAUAUUUGUAUUACAUCCAAAUUCUGUGUGGCUACAUGUAGGCGUAGCUGAUUAAUUUUUUAUUCUUUAUAAUUAGUUUGUUAUUUUAAGACUUGUGCCAUAAAUAAAUAACUGAGGUUAUGCAUGGGUA